CUAGUGGAAGCGCAGGUACUUUUCUGCGCAGCACGACGUACGAUUAAACUCUGCAGGCAUAAUUCUGCGCAACCCCGAUCCCUCUAACUGAGCAGAUAUUACAUCUGCGCAGCUUUGGAAAGAAAUGCCAACGGGGUAAUUCAAAGAAAAACAUAACCGUACGCUUUUGUAUUUCAACUCUGAGUAGCCAUCUGAAAUUUUGACGGAUAUUCUAACAUCUGUGCAUCAACUGCAAUUCAGAAAAAUGCUUUAAAUUUUAAUUUAUUCCAAAAAUACCACCCCUCCGCGGCCUAGUAAGCCGCUUAUCGCCGAUCCCCGGUCUCAAUUUGAAGGAAUCGCCGGAUCCCAGUACUGCCAAACGGAGGACGGUGCUUCUGUUUUCCGAGGCAGUCCCCUGUCAGGCACAUUUUGAAAAAAAAGUGGGUCUUUCUGUGUUUUCCACUUGAAUUGUUACAGAAGGGAGUAAGUUCGAUUACAGCGGGUAAUUUUAAGAGCCGAGAGCGAGAGGAGGGCCGCAGGGGGAUCCGACCCAUGCAGGCUGGGACAUCCAUGAUCGCAUCGCCAUCGGGGACGGUUAAGCGACGGCAGAACGAACGACAGCUCGCGCAAAGAAAUGACAAAAUCCGUUUUAACGCGCCAGUAGUCCGUGUCCAAAAUUGCGCGUUUUGACAAGAUGCCUUUGUGUGGUCGCAGCUCCUGAUUUGAGCGCGUAGCCCACCGCGUCCGUUCGGGACACCAGCGGCAGUAGAGGACGCGGCGGCGCCGCCAUUUCUCUGCGCUUUCCGGCGUCGACUUUCGGAUAAAAGUCAAGUCAAGUACUUUGACUCUCUGUCCACUCUUCUUCGCGCGUCCCCCGCUCCUCCUCCAGUAGCCGCCAUGUCCCUGGUCGCCUACGGCAGCAGCGACGACAGCGACACCGAGGACACGUCCAGUGCCGUGGGACUCGCAGCCGGGAAGCCGGCGGGGCUCUUCGCCAGUCUCCCUGCUCCCCGGAGCAGCGGCGGUCUGGAGCCGGGGGUCGCAGGAGUCGCAGCGGUCGGACCGCGGCCCGACCCGCCAGACACGGAGCCCGCGGCCACAUCGGAGCCGCAGAGCAUCGAGGACUCGGACCCGGCGCCGAGGGGCCCCUCGAACCGAGAGGCGACCCCUGGGCUCCUGGUAAACCUGACAAAACCCAGGAAGCGCACGGAGCCCGUGAAGAUCGCUGUGCCCGAGAUCCAGAGAGGGGACUCAGAUUCAGAUGAGGACGAACCAGUGAGGAAAAAAGCGCUGCAACAGGGCUCAGCCGGAGGCCUCUCGUCUCUCCUGCCUCAGCCCCGGAACCUGGUUGUGAAGGAGACCCAGCGGCCCUUGCUGCCACACACACUCACCAAGCGCCCACAGGAGUCCCGGGCCCUGAGCUCCCCGGCAGGCACCAGCCCAACCGCAGCUGUCAGCGCUUCUCCCUCUGCCAUCAAGGCGGCUGCCAAGUCUGCCGCGCUGCAGCUGGCACGGCAGAUUGCUCAGGAGGAAGAUGGCAGUGAUGAGGAAGUCACCCCAGAAAACUACUUCUCCCUUCCUGAUAGCUCCCAGCCUCCCUCAGCCAUCCCUGUCCCUGAUCCCGAGUCCUCUGCUGUAUCAGUACUGCCCCCACCCCCUGGCACAGAGGCUCCCUUUCAGUCAGAUGCCCCCCUAGAUUUUGGUUCUGUCUCACAGGUCUAUACCAGACCAAGUGAGGCCUGGGAGGACCAGCAGCAGAACCCCUACUAUCCCCAGUAUCAGGAGUCCAGUGGGCAGACUGCUGCAGGAGAACCGUUCCCUCAGGAUUAUUAUAGUGGGGGUUAUUUUCAGGAACCAGAUCCUGGGCCCACUGAGGUGGAAGGACCAGGACAAUCAUCCCUGUUUGAUGAUGAAGCGUUCCGGAGGCUGCAGGGGAAGCGGAACCGGGGCAAAGAGGAAGUGAAGUUCCUGGAUAUCAAAGGGGAUGACCAGCUGAGCGGUAGCCAGCAGUGGCUGACUAAAAACAUGAGUGAGGAGAAAGAACAGCGCAAAUCAUUCAGCAAGAAAAAAGGAGAGCAACCUACCGGCCAACAGCGGCGUAAGCAUCAGAUCACAUAUCUCAUCCACCAGGCAAAGGAGCGGGAGCUGGAGCUCAAGAACACCUGGGCUGAGAACAAACUGACGCGCCGGCAAACGCAAGCCAAGUAUGGUUUUUAGUGGCUGCUGUGGGAGUGGAUGUGGAGGGCUCCUGUAGGAGCAGCCCUUAGGAAAGCACUCCCUAGAGCUAAACCGGGUACCUCUGCUAAAGAAAGGUCCCACUUUGGAAUAUAACAGGUGCUCAGCAUUGCCCCUCAAAUCAGUCAAUAGAGGGUUAGACUUCUGAAGUGUUUGCUCCUUGAAACUGCUUGUUUUCCUUUUUUUUUUUUUUUUUGUACUCUGACCCUGUUUUUGGGGUGGUAUCUGUGGGGGAGGGGUGUAAAUCAUGAUAUUAAGAGUCAGGCUUGGGUUGAACUGCCCAGAAUUGUGUACAGUUGUCAUGACAUUGUAUAAAUGGAUUUUCCUUUGAGGUUUAGUAAAUGUAAGUUGGUACAGGGCUGAGAUUCAG
Messenger RNA from Scleropages formosus (Asian bonytongue), 2584 nucleotides. It is a transcript of the gene prcc, whose product is annotated as proline rich mitotic checkpoint control factor. Gene Ontology annotation, cellular component: nucleus. The transcript is spliced from 7 exons. The coding region runs from base 877 to 2196 and encodes 439 amino acids. Lineage: Eukaryota; Metazoa; Chordata; Actinopteri; Osteoglossiformes; Osteoglossidae. The record is from RefSeq and is a predicted model, not a curated record.